CUCUGGCUGGAGCAGCAACAUAUAGAUCCAUUUUCAAAAAUGAGUGGACCUCUUCAUGGCCAUUUAUUACGAGAGGGACCCUCAUCACACACUACUGGUGUGCAGUGUGCCGAAUUGAAAACUCCUGUUGCCACCAGGGUGUGACAGAUGUAGUGCGCCACAUAAAAACCAAAGGCCACCAAGAAAAGCAACGGGCUCUCCAGUCCUCAGCCACAAUAUCACAAUAUGCAAUGCCCAUUCCCUCUGUUGGGGGCAUGUCUGCACAAGAUGCUAAGGUAUGAUAUGUGUAAUGGUCCUGUCAAGGUUCAGUCAAGAGUUGUGUGUUAUAGUUGAUCACGGUAAAGUCAUCAUGGUUGAUAGUUCUGACUAAUUUGUGUUUUGUAGUGUAGUACAGUAGAAUUUUCUUAAUUUGAGAUCUUAGUUGCUGAAUGUGUUUUUUACCUGUGGCCAAUUAUUGCAGGUGAUUUGAAAUAAAUGAUGGUCUUUUGGGUUAGGGCUAAUCAUUUUUAAUUUCUUACAGACAAGAAGAGCUGAGGUCAAAAUGACAGCUGGGUUGGUAGUUCACAACAUCCCCCUAGCCUUUGCGGACCACCUAGGGCCUCUCCUAAAAGAAUGUUUCGGAGAUUCGAAGACAGCACAGGAGUACAGGUGUGCUAGGACAAAGUCAUCCUGCAUUACCAAUGAAGCAAUAGCGCCAUAUUUCACACAGGAGCUUGUGAAGGAGAUGAAAAAAGCCCCCUAUACCCUUGUUACAGAUGGGUCAAAUGACACUGGAGUGGCAAAGAUGAACCCGCUUACUGUCCGGGUCUUCAUGGGCAGAAAAGUUGUCCACCAGUUCUUGAAUAUGUGCACAACAACUGGGACGAGAUGUGGGACAGCAAGUGAGAUCUUCACCAAAAUGAACGCCGCCUUAGAGGAGCAUGACAUCCCUUGGGAGAACUGCAUUGGUCUCUCAGUCGAUAAUGCAGCUGUGAACGUUGGAUCACGUAAUUCCAUUGCCUCUAGGGUCCUCCAAAAGCAUCCCAACACCUAUAUUCAUGGUUGUCCUUGUCAUGUGGCACAUAACACCGCCAAAGCUGCAGGAGUGGGAUUUUUUAAAGUGUCCCAUUUUGAUUUGGAGGACAUGAUAGUGGACAUCGGUUACUGGUUCAAGGGUAGCACAAAUCGGAAAGGAUACCUGAGAGAGUUUUGUGAGCUCCAUGAAGCGGAGUACAUGGAGGUCCUCCUCCAUGUCUCGGUUCGUUGGCUAAGCCUUGAACGCUGUGUGACCAGGAUCCUGAGGCUUUAUGAACCUCUGGCCAGCUACUUCAAAUCUGCUGAUGAAAACCAGGCCAGGUUCAAGAGGCUUGUGCAGACGUUCACUGACCCCAUGACAGAAGUGUACCUGCUGUUCUUUCAAGCCACCGUUCCAACUUUCACUACUUUCAACUUGCUUCUACAAAGAGAGCGGUCAUCAAUAUUUAUGUUGUAUGAUGAGAUGGAGAAAUUUGUACGCAAGCUUUGUUCAAAGUUCAUUGUUCCAGCAGCUCUGCAGGGCCUUGAGGAGCCUGGUGACAUUGCCUUUGGGGAGACGGCAAACCAUUUGCCAGGAAGAAAGUUGAACAUUGGGUUCACAACCAGGGCUAAACUCAACAGGCUACUUGACGAGGGUGACAUCACACCACAGCAGGUGGAUUCAUUCCAUGAAGCUGUGUUAUGUUUCCUGACAAGUGCUUUGGCCUAUGCACUAAAGAAGCUGCCACUGAAAGAGCCACUGCUCAAACAUUCAAAAUUUGUAGACGUACGGCAGAGGGCUGAAAGUGACAUCGGAGAUGUCCUGUACUUUGUUGAAAGGUUUCCCCAUCUCCUCCCAUACCGUGGUCCAGAGGAGCAUGACCUUCUGGGUGAGGAGUUUCUAAGUUAUCAGACCAUGCCAAUGAUAUCCCUGCAGGAUGAAACUGAAAUGGAAAGCUUCUGGGCUGAAAUGGCAACCCGGAAACAUAAGGUGACAGGAGCCAACGAAUUUCAGAGGCUUGCUGCCGUUGCCAAGCUGGUCCUGGUGUUGCCCCAUUCCAACGCAGACGCUGAGAGGGUGUUUUCAGUUGUGGGACUGAACAAAACCAAGACCAGAAACAGCCUAGCACUGGAUGGCACCCUGUCCUCAAUAAUGACCAUAAAGAUGGCCGACCUGGAGCCCUGUUUCAAAUGGGAGCCCCCCUCAGAUGUCCUCAAGGCCUCCAAGAAGGCCACAGGCCAGUAUAACCGUGCCCACAGAUCAUAGACGAGGACUAGCUUCUGAUCUGCAUCUGAUACGGAUGACUUCAUUUUUUGUUAUUUUUGUAAUGCAUUCAUCUUUUAUUGCUUGAAAAAGUUGUACUGUUUGAGCACUGUUUCUAAUGGACCAUGUGGUGGGAGGCUUUGAAUGAAGAAUAAUUUAUCUCCCUAACUAAUCUUGUCGUUUUUGGCUGAACAUAAAUCAUUAAGUGCUCUUAAGAAUACAAUUAUUCACAACAUAGGUUAGGUUUCAGUUCAGAAUUUGUUUAAUACCAUUGUUGUGGUCAAAAUAUCAAUCAACCUACCUAGGUCAAAUCUUACACUGGUCUAUGAAUAAGGCUAUAUUGUGACACAUAGGCAGUCAUUUAGGCACAACAAUAGUUUUCUGGUUUAAUGUCCAACUCCAGACUAGGCCCUACAAGUCCUGAUGCCAAACAUGAAUCAGAAUAAGUUCAGGUAUUGCACAUCUUUAGCAGACCACCCAAAAAUCCACUAUAAUGAAGGAAAUCACAUCUACUUGAUCCAAAAUUUCCUGGGGAUGGACCUUCAGCUAUGUCUUUGCUUCACAUAAUGUAGCCAAUAUUGCCCAUCUCCAGUGAGCCGCCCCUAUCAUUGGCUUGGGGCCUACCCACAAACCACCAAAAUGCAGGGUACAACAUGGGUUCAACAUCCAAUUAAAUAAAAUUCUCUCAAAUCUGAGCCUGCGUUGUCAGGGGUACCCCCGACAAAAUCUCACUCCAAGGUUUUUUGAAAAGUUGGCAGC
Messenger RNA from Gadus chalcogrammus (walleye pollock), 3016 nucleotides. Its product is annotated as zinc finger BED domain-containing protein 5-like. The transcript is spliced from 9 exons. Lineage: Eukaryota; Metazoa; Chordata; Actinopteri; Gadiformes; Gadidae. The record is from RefSeq and is a predicted model, not a curated record. Bases 542 to 2260 code for a protein of 572 amino acids.